AUGUCACGGUUUGUCACAGAACUGUUGAACCAACCCAACGUCAUUGUCAUGUCUCGCCCAUCUGCCUCUCCUCCCCUUGAAGUUAAGCCUUUCGAUCUCGAGGUAGAAACACUGGGAUUCGAGCCAGCUCAGGUAGAAGACUUUGUGCGCAAAGUGGAGCCCACCAAUGCCGAUGCCAUCUUGUCGUUUCUUGGCGGCCUUCCUCUUAUUCGAGAUCUGGUGCGCAUACCUAUUCAGCUCGACGCACUUUGCUUUGCGUGGGAUGAAAUCUAUCACUGCAAGAAUGAACCAGAAACAAUGACCGACCUAUAUCAAGCCAUUGAAAGAGGACUGUGGAAAAAGGACAGCCAUCGUUUGAAGCGAGCACCUAGUGGCUUAACAACAGAUGAACAUCGAGCGAUCGGUACUAUGGCGUCGGUCUCCAAGGAAGUUUGCUUCCUCGAGGGGUUGGCAUUCUCUGGAAUGUAUAAUAACACUCUUCUUUUUAAUGCCAACUUCCGAGAUAUUGUGGCAGCACAUUUUUACCAACCAAAAGAGACAGCCGACGGGAUGUUAAAGAACAUUUCCUUUAUGAGAACAACGGAUCCGGAAGCUAGCCAGAGACAUCGGGUGUACCACUUCGUACACUUGACAUAUCAGGAAUAUUUUGCCGCUAGAUACUUCGUGAGAAACUGGCAAGAAGGAACCAGUUUGAAGUGCUUAAGAACUCAGCAGACCGGAACUUUAAGACAUGGCCAGCUCAAGGUGGAAAACCUCACUCCAGUACAAUUCCUUCAGAGCCACAAAUACUCCGCGCGAUAUGAUAUUUUCUGGCGGCUCGUCGCAGGUUGCCUGGCCUCGGAAACACCACAGCCUAAGGGGCUUGUCAGAUUCUUCACGGAGCUUGAUAGACAACCCUUGGACUUUCUAGGCGUAGCACAUCAAAGGCUGAGAAUGCACUGCUUGCGCGAGAUACCCUCUACCACAACAUCCAAAGAGUUCAUAGCUCUCAAGUCACAAAUUGAGGACGAAGUAUGUACAUGGCUGGUUUACAAACCCAAAACACUCUAUGGGUCGGGGUUUGGGCUGUAUCCUCUUCUCACCCACGAGAGAGAUUGCCCAUCGGGCAUCUUUUCCAAGCUUCUUGCGAAGUAUCAAGCCCCAAUUAUCCUUACUCGAGUUCUCGUAAAUUCUAGAUUUCAGACCCGACAGGCGGCUAUUCUAGCUCUUUCUAACCAAUCUAAACUACCGGAUAGCACUCUACACUCUUUAGUACAAUGCCUUGAUCGGGAAGGCAAGGAUAGAGAUAUAGCAGCACGCACCAUACAAAGUCAGCCUGGCUUGCCGAGCAGCAUACUGGCUGUCUUAGCAGCGUACCUAAAGAGGCCGGAUCAAGAAACACAAAGAGCUACUAUUCUCUCUCUAGGCUGCCAGCCUUGGCCGGAUGAUAUUCUAGUGACCGUGAUGGCAUUCCUUCAAAGCCCAGAUACAGCCAUGCAGCUCGCGGCUCUUGAAGCCUUGUCUCGCCAGUCGUCUCUAUCGGAGGACAAACUUCUCUGCAUACAAGGCUUUUUAGACAACCAAAAUGAAUCUAUCAGGGACGCUGCAUUCACGGUUAUGGGUAGCCAGAAAAACUUACCGGAUAGUAUCCUUUCUACAAUCGCCGCUAUCAUUGACCACCCCGGUGGGCCUGGGGAUGGAACCGCACUCGAGAUCUUGUGUAAUCAACACAAUUUGCCCCUACAUAUCAUUCGGAACCUGGUAAAGUCCGUCGAGUCCCAGCAUAUCUAUACGAAAAGACAUGCCUUCGAAGUACUAAGCAGUCAGAGAAGUUUGCCCGAAGAUGUAUUGAGUGUUCUUGUAGCCCAUUUGGCACCUGAUUCCCCAGUCAUCCAGCAGGCAGCCAUCGACGCCAUUAGAAACCAGCCUAAACUUCCUCUGAGUAUAUAUGAUGGUAUUCUACCGCUACUAGAGAGCUCUGAUUGGUGGUGUCGAUGGGCAGCCGCCAGUGCGCUUGGAGGCAAGGCUAUUCUGCCGAAGCAAGCACGUCUCCGCCUAUGGGAAAGACUUGAUGAUGCUCAAGCGAUUGUGCGACACGGAGCUAUUUUAUCAUUGGGCCGGCAACCCGAUCUUUCAGACGACGAUCUUUUGCGGAUUGUGGAAAAUCUUGGAGGCAGGGAAGGCACCGUUCGCCGAGCCGCUACCAUUGUCUUGCGGAACUACCCAAACUUACCCGAUAAGGUACUACGAUAUGUGAAGUCUUUCCUCCAGGAUAAGGAAAGCAAUGUCAGGCAAGCGGCCGUUCAGGUUUUGGGCGGGCAGCCGAACCUGUCACAAGACCUGUUGCCAUCCCUCCUGGAGCGAAUCUCGGACAAAGAUAGGGGAGUGGCGGCCAGUGUCAUGGCUGCCCUGGGCGGCCAGGCAACUCUAUCCGAAGAGACGCUUCGAGUCUUGAUAGAAAGGCUUCAGAGUGUGGGGAGCGAAGAAGUACGAAAGGGAGCCAUUACGAUUUUGAACAACUCCCCUGCGAAUGCAUCCAUCAAACUCAGCGAACUAUCCACGUUUCCACUAUUGAUGAAACACGAGGCGUUUCGACUGGCCGGCUCAGAAAGGAUUGAUCUUCUGGAAAUUUUCAUGUCUUUUAUGAUUCAGUGCUCGGAAAGUCACCUGGCAUGGUAUGUCCAUGAGGGCACCUCAUGUAUUGAGACGCAGAGCGGUGUACAGCGCCUAGCUCUCGACGAUGAAAGGGCCUUUCGACAGGCCAUCGAAGGGUAUCGGAAAGAAUUUAGAAUGCCCGGGACUGCAGAAUCGAUAGGAGGUGUGAACUCAGGGCCUACCUUGUUCAAUCGACUCAUGCGCACUUUCAUUCACUGGUGA
Molecule: messenger RNA, 2856 nt
Organism: Clonostachys rhizophaga
Lineage: Eukaryota; Fungi; Ascomycota; Sordariomycetes; Hypocreales; Bionectriaceae
Source: the annotation of a GenBank genome assembly